AUGGCAGCCGCGGUGUCCGUUAGCGCAGCAGCCGGAGCAGAGAAGCCCGCCGCCGGGCCGCGGUUCCCCGCACAGCCGCUCAGCGGGGACCGGGACGCCGCCGCAGGCAGCCAGGCAGAGGGAGAGGCAGGCGGCGAGGAGCCAGCGAGCCGGGACGCCGGGCGCCGGAGGGUCGAGGAGGAGUUGCCGGUCCUGAGCCUCAGUGAGAUAGAGAGCCGCCUGGAGAGGACUCGACGGGAGUUCUACAACCGCCGCAAAAUUAUCAUUAAAAACCUGCCGGCCGAUAUCAGCAACCAGGAGGUGCAUGAGCUGUUACGUGACUAUGACCUGAAGUACUGCUUUGUGGACAAGUACAAGGGAACAGCUUUCGUCACUCUGCUGAAUGGAGAGCAGGCUCAGUCAGCCAUAAAGCAGUUCCACCAGCAGCUGCUGCGGGAUCGGGAGAUCUCGGUGCAGCUGCAGCCCACGGACGCCUUGCUGUGCAUCGCCAACCUGCCGCUCGCCUUCACACAGCAGCAGUUCGAGGAGCUGGUGCGGCCCUUCGGCAACCUGGAGCGCUGCUUCCUGGUGUACAGCGCCUCCACUGGCCACUCGAAGGGCUACGGCUUCGUGGAGUACAUGAAGAAGGACUCGGCAGCGCGGGCGAAGUCGGAGCUGCUGGGGAAGCAGCUGGGCUCGCGCAUGCUGUACGUCCACUGGACCGAGGCGGGUUCCCUCACUUACACCCUGCUGCACUCCCGCUGCCUCUGCAUCGACCGCCUGCCGCAGGGCCUGCUCCACGCCCACGACCUCUGCCACGCCCUCGCUGACACACACACACCCAUCUUCUGCCAGCUGGCCCAGGGGCAGGAUGGAAGUUUCCGGCGUUUUGCAGUGCUGGAGUUUGCUACAGCAGAGAUGGCAGAGGAGGUUCAGCGAGUCGCUGACGGCAGAGCGCUGGGUCAGACGCACAUCCGGGUCUCCUUCUGCGCCCCCGGACCCCCCGGCAGGAGCAUGCUGGCUGCCCUCAUAGCUGCCCAGACCAUGGCGUUGAACAGAGGGAAAGGACUCCUGCCGGAACCAAGUGCCCUGCAGAUUCUAACUGGCCUGAACAACCCCGCGACCGUCAGAAUGCUGCUGAACCCACUGAUCCAGGGCAGGAAGCACGGUCUCCUGGGGGCGGCUCCCACACUGCCGCUGUUGGCCAACCCUGCGCUCUCUACUGCACUGCUGCAGCUGCUGCUCCACAACCAGGUCCACAUGCAGCAGCACUCUUUGUUUGGGAACCCUCUGCUGUGGACACAGUCUCUGCAUAAUGACCCCCAGCUGCUUCCCAGCGUGGGCCUCCUCGGCGAGAAUCCGCUGACUGCUCUGCCUCUUCAGCUGGCCGACCUGCCUCCAGGGGGCGUGGUGCCUACGCUCGGCCUACCGUCGGACUCUCCGGGUCCCAUCCGACCCCCCCUUGGCCACACCCUGCUCAGGGACCAGGACUCUCCCAGUGGCCCCGGCUCCUUCCCUGCCACGUCCCCUCCCACUGUCAUGGCCAGCAUGCUGGGGGCGGAGGGGCCAGUCACGCCUGGGGUCUCUCUGCUGGGAGAACCGCCCAGAGAAGCUAAUCCGGUCCCCACAGCACACAGCCUGUUCUCAGGUUUCAGCUCCAGGCCACACCCCUACAGGAAGAAGGCCCUGGGUAACGUGGCAAGCCCUCGCGGCUCAGCAGCCUGCCACUCCGCCUACAGCCUGCACUGCCACGACUCCUACCCCCGCGCCGAGUACUCGACUGGCCAGCAGGAUGUGCGGGCUGUGUUUUGUGAGGUGCCAGAGGCCUUGGACCCCGCGCUGCUCAGAGGUUUCGGACAGCAGGAGCUGCUCCAGCCCAGCUACACCUACCCCCCCAGCCCCCCCCUCCCCAGUUACUUCAGCUCCACUGCCCCCGACCCGGCUGCUCCCUCUGCCCAGCUCAACAAGGCUGUGGGAAUGCCCCCCAUGACCCACUCCAGCAGUCUGUACCCCUCUGUGCCAGGCACCACCGCCAAGACUCCUGUGGGGGGGCAGAAGCGGCUGUUUUCGCGCCUCAUCCCAUCGCCGGAGCCCAGCCCGGAGGGGGGUUAUGUGGGUCAGCACUCGCAGGGCCUGGGGGGGCACUAUGCCGACUCGUACCUGAAACGCAAGCGCAUCUUCUGACCGUGUGAGGAUGAGGCCUGAGCGGGUUGUGCUGACGGGCGGGCAGAGCGGGACGGGCCUCCCCAACCCCCCCCUUCAGCAUCGCCCCCUGCUCCUGUGACCUGCCUGUGUUCCUGCCACUGACUCUGGGGGGGCCCUGUCAGCCUUCCUCCUCCUGCGGGUUUGCCUGCUGCUAGUGCGGCCAGCCAAUGGGAUCCUUUGAUUCAUUUGUAAAUAUAAUUUGUGUGUAUGUACAUUUUUAAUUUUUAAUUUUUUUAAUUUUAUUUUAGGAGACCUUUAUGUUAAAUACAGGGAUUGUUUUGUGAUGAAAGGACAUCCUUUUUUGAACGAAUUGAAGAUUCCUGUUUUUUUUUUUUUGUUUUU
Megalops cyprinoides (Indo-Pacific tarpon) is the source of this 2526-nucleotide messenger RNA. RefSeq names its product ribonucleoprotein, PTB-binding 1 (gene raver1). The transcript is spliced from 15 exons. The coding region runs from base 1 to 2163 and encodes 720 amino acids. Gene Ontology annotation, molecular function: mRNA binding. Gene Ontology annotation, cellular component: cytosol. NCBI's taxonomy places the organism in Eukaryota, Metazoa, Chordata, Actinopteri, Elopiformes, Megalopidae. The record is from RefSeq and is a predicted model, not a curated record.